Molecule: messenger RNA, 6260 nt
Organism: Leucoraja erinaceus (little skate)
Lineage: Eukaryota; Metazoa; Chordata; Chondrichthyes; Rajiformes; Rajidae
Product: protein NLRC3-like
Exons: 11
Coding region: 1243-4191 (982 amino acids)
Molecular function (GO): protein binding
Source: RefSeq, a predicted model, not a curated record
UUAAAAUGGUGAGACACCGGGAGAUCCAGUAGGCCUUUGCUGUCCAAGCGCAAGUGUUCGGCAAAAUGGUCAUCGAUUCUGGGCUUGCUCUUGGCAAUAUGCAGGAGGCCACGUUAGGAACACCAGAUGCAGAUGACGAGGUUAGAGAAGGCGUACGUGAACCACUGUCUUACUUGGAAGCACUGCUGGGUGCCUGGAUGGAGACGAGGUUGGAUCGCCUGUGAAUGUAGGUGCAAAUACCUGGGAAUGGAGUGGAUUGGGAGCGAAGGGAUGAGUGAAGCAUGAGUGAAGGAGAUGCGAAGGAAGCGGAUCUGUGGAAGGCAAAAAGAAGUGGAGAUGGGAAGAUGUGAGUGAUGGGAUCAUGUUGAAGGUGAUGGAAAUGUCGGAGAAAGACGUGUUGGAUGCAGAGACUGGUGGGGUGGUUGUGAAAAUCAGGGGAACUAUCCUCGUGUUGGAUUGCAAGAGUUUUAGGGAAGAGGGGUGGAAAAAUAGUCUCUGAUAACUCUCUGCCCCCAAAUUCUAUCUCUCCCCAUUUCUUGAUCUGUCUUCAUAACAGGGGACAGACUAUCGACUGACAUAUAGGGAGGUUUCACGGCAGUCGGGUCACGACCCAUGACCCGUACAGUUGCUACGCUACUCCAAAUGGAUUACACGCGAUGUACUGCAGUUGGGGAUCCUUUAUAUUGGAAAUGGCAAAGUCCACGUUUAUGGCUACACACCUGGCUCGAUUGUGCUCCACGGAAACUGCCCGAACAGUGAACUGUCUCAAUGAGACCGAGUUAAGAACUUAGUGCACCAUUGUCGGGGCAAGGUGCAGCGUGUGAUCCGAGUGCCCGGAAAAAGGCUGCCUCGACCGUUGCAGAAAUUGUCUAUGAGACGCAUUUUAUGAAAUUUGGCGGAUCAGGACUUUUGAAACUCGUCCAAGAAAAACAAGUGGGCGUGUCGCAUAUUUGGCGCUGUGUGCAAAGAUCCUAUAGCUGUUUGUUUCCUGGUUUCCUUUAUUAACUUUGCACCACGUCCCGCUGCGAAAAUGAAUCCUGUAGAGAUGACCGCGAUUUUUCAAUAUGAGGGUUUUAGUGUCCUGACAACCCAAAAGGAGAGGGGACAAAUGCAACCCGAAUAAUGAGUGGAGUCGUUGAGGGUCUUUCGGUUUCGUUUCCGCACAGCCCCCUGCCGGGAAUGACGGAUGUGGCCGAACUGAAGACGGUACCAGGCUCCGGACAACCCAAAGGGAGAGGAUAAAUGCGAUCCAAAUACUUUGCAAUGGAUUGUACGUUGAGAAAGAUGCUGUUGUCAUUGCUGCUGUUCCCUAGCUUGGCUGAAGGAUCUUUCUCUCGAUCCUUUGGGAUGUUGAAUAGAGACAUCCUGUUGCCCUGCGCCUUCCAUGCUUCAUCUAAUUUCAAUCUGAAAAAUCUCAUCAUCACAUGGCAGCGGACAGGCAGUCUCGCCGUGGUUUACAGUUUCUAUUCUGGAACAAUCCAUCCGGAGCAUCAGGACAAAGCAUUCCUGGACCGCACUCAACUAUUUCUCUCCGAAUUCACCAAAGGGAAUGCGAGCCUGAAAUUGGAAAGAAUGUUGUUAUCUGAUGUGGGAAACUACAGUUGUUUUGUAACUGUAGAUGAUGGAAUGCCACACAUUGAGAACGUGGUGGAACUAAAAUUAAAUGAUAUAUCGGAGAAUAAUACAUCCGGUGGCACCGAUCCAGCUUCAGAAAGGAAAAAGCUUGUACUCGUACUUCCAGCGCUACUCAUUUUAAUUGCAGUUGGAAUUUUGCAUUGGCAAAUGAAAAACAAGAAGAAACCAGAUAUUGAAGAGAUGAUUCAUUUACUGGAAGACAAUAUAAAAGAUGCCAUUCUGAAUUAUAAAGAGUACAUCUUGAAAGAUAAAAUGCAUUUAUGUUGUUCAUUAACACAACGGCGAUUCGAAAACUAUCCGCUUGCCAGAACCAUCAAUAUUACCAACCCGAAGGAACAAGACCUAGAUGGUGAUCUUAUCAGGAGCGAUGACUCAAAUAUUGCACAAGAAGUACAAAUUUCACAACUGCUGUCAUUGCUUCGGGAAGAAAACUUCUCAAAGCGAGUCCUGCUGGUAGGUGAUGCAGGAGUAGGGAAGAGUUGGACUGUUGUCAGCAUGGAGCAAGAGUGGGCAUCUCAACCAACCCACCCCUUGAGGUGCGUCUUUGUUCUCAGAUUCCGUGACUUGAAUGAGGUUAAAGGAAAGACAUCUCUCCGGGAUCUGCUGAAGAAGCAUUGCACACCUUUGUCAUCAGUCCUAACAGAACUCCUCUCGAACCCUCAAGAUGUGUUGAUCAUUUUGGACGGGCUGGAUGAAUUCGCCCAUCAGUUGCAAUGGAAUCCAUCAGGUUGUGAUUUCAACCUGGAUAGUGAGGCUGAAGUAGGUGUUCUUGUUUCCAAACUAAUAUCCAAGAACCUCCUUCGAGAAGCCCAGGUGUUGGUUACCUCCCGGUGGAAUACCAAGCAGAUAGAAUUUAACAAGAAGUACUUUGAUCAGCUUUUUGUUAUCUCUGGCUUUACCAAUGAUCAGCUGAAAAGAUAUUGCGAGGUGUUUUGUGGAGAGAAGCAAAAGGCGGAAGAAAUGUUUCAACGCAUUACAGAGAAUGCAACCAUCAAAUGUCUGGCUUCCAAUCCCCUCAACAGCUUCAUUCUGUGCAAUAUUUUGGACAAGUGUACCAGCUCUCAAGCAAAUGUACCAGUGACAAAUAGCAAAGUGUUUACAUUGUUGCUGUACAGUCUGUGUAACUGCAGCACGAGUAAAGAAACAGACGCUGAGAAUAAGAGUGAAGAGGAGAAGCAAUUGUUUAAAGACACCAUCCUGAAACUGGGAGAACUAUCCUUCAACUCUCUGCUAUCAGGGAAACUUAAAAUAAAUGUGACUGAUCUGAAGACCUAUGGAAUAGAUCCAGACAUCCUUUCAAAAUAUCUCUCAAAUCUUGUGCUGGACUGUAAAUGCCAAGGAGUCUUUGAGUUCCACCAUGCAGUGCUGAAGGAACAAUUUGCAGCUUUGUAUUGUGCUACUUUACUCAACAAUGAAGCUGAAGAGUUGGUCAAGUGUCUGGAUCUGUGGUGCUUUGGGAAAAUGCCACUAAAUCAAAUGAGCCAAUUUUAUUUGCAAUCUUUUCAACCUGACCACACAGAGAAACUGUACAAUUUUCUGAGGUUUCUCACUGGCUUCUUAACCGCAGGAAGAGAUGGCAAGUUGUGGAACUAUACAACUCCUCUCCCUCCUUCUACAGCCAUAGCUCUCACAACAUGGUUCAAAAACAGCUUUCAGCGAGACAUUAAGAAGGCAGAAUUGCUGAAUUUGAUGCACUGUCUCUUUGAACUGAAUGAUGCCACUGUAACGGCAGAAGUAUCUCCUUGCAUCCGAGAUGUGGGUUUUCACAACGUUUCUCUGAGCCCGCUCGAUCUGCGUGCUUUGUGCUACUGUCUCAAUCAUUCCACCGUGGAGGAGAUGGAUUUGAGGCACUGUAGCAUUGGUGAUAAAGGAAUAAAGCAGCUCCAAGAAAUACUAGUCAAGUGCAGAACUCUUUUGGUAAGCUCCAACAAACUGACUGUAAAGUCAGCAAAGAGUUUGAAUGCCGUCCUUGAAGACCCAAAGUGCAGGAUUGAGACAUUAUCGUGUGGUACAAACUCUUUUGGUUCGGCGGGGGCUCAGAUUCUGUGGAAAGCUCUGGCACGAAACAGAAGUCUCAAAAUCCUUCGCCUGUAUGACAAUGGGAUCACAGUUGAAGGCACAGAGAACAUGACUCAGUACCUGACAUGCAACAAAACUCUCCAGAAACUCUUUUUAUGUGUAAACAAACUUGAUGACCUUGAACAGAAAAACAUUCAACAAAUCGAAAAGCUGUGUCACGGGCUAAAGAUCAUCACUAAAAUCAGAGACGAUGAAGAGCUCUUACUCCGAGUUGAAAGUCAGGUUCAAAUGCUUCCCUCCCUUGAGCAGAGUUACAGCACAGAGUGGAUGUGCAAACUAUUGAAAUCCAUUCUGAAAGACUUGGGAGAUGAGAGUACCAUACCUGAUGUAGACACCCGGGUAAGGAUACGAAAGAUAAAAGCAAAUAUUAACAAAUAUCUUCAGAAGAACAAAGACACCGUGAUUGAUGUUCCAGACACGGAGAAUGUGUUGCAGCUCCAUACCCCUGCACCACUUCUUCUGAAACAACUUCCUUAAUCGUUUCUUUUCUACGUCACGGUGGUGCAGCAGUAGAAUUGUUGCCUUACAGCGAAUGUAUCGCCAGAGACUCGGGUUUGAACCCGACUACGGGUUACAUAGACAUAGAAACAUAGAAAUUAGAUGCAGGAGUAGGCCAUUCAGCCCUUCGAGCCUGCACCGCCAUUCAAUAUGAUCAUGGCUGAUCAUCCAACUCAGUAUCCCUUACCUGCCUUCUCUCCAUACCCUCUGAUCCCCUUAGCCACAAGGGCCACAUCUAACUCCCUCUUAAAUAUAGCCAAUGAACUGGCCUCGACUACCCUCUGUGGCAGAGAGUUCCAGAGAUUCACCGCUCUCUGUGUGAAAAAAGUUCUUCGCAUCUCGGUUUUAAAGGAUUUCCCCCUUAUUCUUAAGCUGUGACCCCUUGUCCUGGACUUCCCCAACAUUGGGAACAAUCUUCCUGCAUCUAGCCUGUCCAACCCCUUAAGAAUUUUGUAAGUUUCUAUAAGAUCCCCUCUCAAUCUUCUAAAUUCUAGAGAGUAUAAACCAAGUCUAUCCAGUCUUUCUUCCUAAGACAGUCCUGACAUCCCAGGAAUCAGUCUGGUGAACCUUCUCUGCACUCCCUCUAUGGCAAUAAUGUCCUUCCUCAGAUUUGGAGACCAAAACUGUACGCAAUACUCCAGGUGUGGUCUCACCAAGACCCUGUACAACUGCAGUAGAACCUCCCUGCUCCUAUACUCAAAUCCUUUUGCUAUGAAAGCUAACAUGCCAUUCACUUUCUUCACUGCCUGCUGCACCUGCAUGCCUAGUUUCAAUGACUGGUGUACCAUGACACCCAAGUCUCGCUGCAUCUCCCCUUUUCCUAAUUGGCCACCAUUUAGAUGAAAGAUUAUUACUAAUGCAUCCACUAUUUCUGGAGCUACUUCCUUAAGUACUCUGGGAUGCAGCCUAUCUGGCCCUGGGGAUUUAUCGGCCUUUAAUCCAUUCAAUUUACCCAACACUGUUUCCCGAAUAACCUGGAUUUCCGGCAGAUUAUUUAUGUCUUCCUUAGUGAAGACGGAACCAAAGUAGUUAUUCAAUUGGUCUGCCAUAUCCUUGUUCCCCAUGAUCAACUCACCUGUUUUGACUGCAAGGGACCUACAUUUGUUUUAACUAAUCUCUUUCUUUUCACAUAUCUAUAAAAACUUUUGCAGUCAGUUCCCUGCCAGUUUUCUUUCAUAAUCUAUUUUUCCUUUCCUAAUUAAUCCCUUUGUCCUCCUCUGCUGGUCUCUGAAUUUCUCCCAGUCCUCUGGUAUGCUGCUUUUUCUGGCUAAUUUGUACGCAUCAUCCUUCGCUUUGAUACUAUCCCUGAUUUCCCUUGUUAUCCACGGAUGCACUACCUUACCUGAUUUAUUCUUUUGCCAAACUGGGAUGAACAUUUUUUGUAGUUCAUCCAUGCAGUCUUUAAAUGUCUUCCAUUGCAUAUCCACCUUCAACCCUUUUAGAAUUAAUUGCCAGUCAAUCUUGGCCAAUUCAUGUCUCAUACCAUCAAAGUGACCUUUCUUUAAGUUCAGAACCAUUGUUUCUGAAUUAACAAUGUCACUCUCCAUCCUAAUGAAGAACUCAACCAUAUUAUGGUCACUCUUGCCUAAGGGGGCACGUACAACAAGACUGCUAACUAACCCUUCCUCAUUACUCAAUACCCAGUCUAAAAUAGCCUGCUCUCUCGUUGGUUCCUCUACAGGUUGAUUAGAUAACUAUCCCGCAUACAUUCCAAGAAAUCCUGUCUAUCCUGAGGGUUCUGUCUAUAUGGAGUUUGUACGUUCUCCCCGUGACCUGCAUGGGGUUUCGUCGAGAUCUUUGGUUUCCUCCGACGGUCCGAAGAUGUACAGGUUUCUAGGUUAAUUGGUUUGGUAAAUGUUUUUUAAAAAAUCAAAGCUCUUCGAAGGAACGCUCUUCGAAGGAAAAAUUAAAAUACUGGCAGAAUUAUUUCUGCUAGUAUUUUUCAAAUAAAGAGGUCCAUAAAGUGGGCAAAUAACAUAAUAUAAGAUAUUGGGUUGUCAGCACGCAAUAUCCAACAUUUUCAUAUAUUUUAUAUUUCAUAUAUCCAA